AUGGCCGCUCGAGACGUCGACUAUUCGCUGUACCUCGUGACGGACUCGACGCCUGCGAUCCUGGGCGACAGAGACAUCGCGUGGGCGGUCGAGGAGGCCAUCAAGGGCGGCGUGGGCUGCGUGCAGCUGCGCGACAAGACCAGCGACACAGCACAGCUUGUCGCCAUCGGCCGUCGACUUCGCAAUGUCACCCUCCGCUACGGGGUUCCGCUGCUCAUCAACGACCGCGUCGAUGUGGCCCUGGCCGUUGGUUGCGAGGGCGUCCACAUUGGACAGGAUGACAUGGAAUUGUCGACAGCAAGGCACCUCCUGGGCCCCCGUGCCAUCAUCGGCGUCACGGUGAGCACCGUUGCCCAAGCCCUGCGCGCCUGUGAAGGUGGUGCCGACUACCUCGGCAUCGGUACCGUCUAUGCUACACCGACGAAGACCAACACUAAAGACAUCAUCGGUACCGCCGGCGUACGGAACAUCCUUCAGGAGGUUGCCCAUGCCGGCCACACCGUCCGGACUGUAUGCAUUGGUGGCAUCAAUGAGUCCAAUGUCGCCCGCGUCCUCUUCCAGAGCGCCGCCCCCUCCAAGUCGCUCGAUGGAGUCGCACUAGUGAGCGCCAUCAUGGCGGCACCAGACCCCGAGGCAGCGGCCCAUAAACUGCUGCAUCUCGUCAAGCGGCCGCCGCACUUCGGUUGGCCAACCGCAGAGAGCCCGCCCUGGCCUGUUGAUGCGCUCCAAAUCGUCGCUUUAGCGGCCGAUACCAUCACUGCAAUUCACAAAACCACGCCGCUUUCGCACAACAUGACAAACCUGGUCGUGCAAAACUUUGCCGCAAAUCUCGCCCUGGCCGUUGGCGCGUCGCCCAUCAUGUCUAGCUACGGACAGGAGGCAGCCGAUCUGUGCAAACUGGGAGGGUCGCUGGUUAUCAACAUGGGCACCGUCACACCAGACGGGCUAGCCAACUACUUGGAGGCGCUCAGAGCCUACAACCAGGCCGGUCGGCCCGUCGUGUUCGAUCCUGUUGGUGCCGGGGCCACGGCUGUGCGGCGCGCAGCUGUCAAGACCAUCAUGGCCGGCGGCUAUCUCGAUGUCAUCAAGGGCAACGAAGGCGAGAUACUGACCGUGUUUGGUGACGAGAAACUGCAACAACGCGGUGUCGACAGCUCAAGCACCCUCAAUACGGAGCAAAAGGCCGAGCUAGUGCAGAAGCUCGCGGCGCGCGAGAAGACGGUCGUCAUCAUGACAGGCCCAACCGACUUUAUCAGCGACGGCCAGCGGACCUUUAGUCUCGAGAACGGGCAUCGGUAUCUCGGCGAGGUGACGGGGACGGGCUGUGUGCUAGGCACUGCCAUCUCGGCCGCCGUUGCUGUCGGCUCAGAGGACAAGAUCGUGGCGGCUAUUGCCGCCAUGCUGCACUUUGAGAUCGCGGCCGAGGUAGCUGCAUCUAGAAGCGACGUCCGAGGGCCUGGCACGUUUGUCGCCGCCUUCCUCGAUGAGCUGUACAACAUCCGCCAGGCCACGGUGGGGGGCGAUCUCGCCUGGCUGCAGGGCGCAAAGCUCUCGCGUGUCCCGUAG
This is a messenger RNA of Lasiosphaeria miniovina, 1566 nucleotides long. RefSeq names its product Hydroxyethylthiazole kinase family-domain-containing protein. The coding region runs from base 1 to 1566 and encodes 521 amino acids. NCBI's taxonomy places the organism in Eukaryota, Fungi, Ascomycota, Sordariomycetes, Sordariales, Lasiosphaeriaceae. Gene Ontology annotation, biological process: thiamine biosynthetic process. The transcript has 5 exons. The record is from RefSeq and is a predicted model, not a curated record. Gene Ontology annotation, molecular function: ATP binding; hydroxyethylthiazole kinase activity; thiamine-phosphate diphosphorylase activity. Gene Ontology annotation, cellular component: cytoplasm.